Molecule: messenger RNA, 2845 nt
Organism: Rhododendron vialii
Lineage: Eukaryota; Viridiplantae; Streptophyta; Magnoliopsida; Ericales; Ericaceae
Exons: 15
Coding region: 136-2499 (787 amino acids)
Molecular function (GO): protein binding
Source: RefSeq, a predicted model, not a curated record
AACCAGUCACUCUCCACACCAUCUACUUCUCCCUCGUCCCUUCAACUUACGCGUUUACAUAAGCCAACAGAGAAACGUUGGGUAUUGCACUAUCCAGUACCAUUCGGGAGUAUAUUUACUAUAUACUCAACCGCAAUGGAGAAAGCAUUUGAUAAGCUCCCGUACAAGGUUGCCCAUAAAACGUCACUGGAUAUGCUCCUGUUCAUGGUUCCCCCAGCCCUUCAGGGCCAGAUCAAAGACAGCACGGAAGAUGAUCUUGUUUCUACCGGUUCUGCCAUGCUCGCGUUCUUGCGCCGACUGCCCGAGUUUAAACACUCGAUUAAGAACUUUACAGACCCAGAGAGGGCUUUCUAUAAGAAGAACAAGAAGUCUGCUCUGGAUUUGAAGAAAAGUGGCAACGAUUGCUUCUCCAGAGGAGCUUACCCUAAAGCUUUGAGUUUAUAUUCCCAGGCAUUGCGCGUUGCACCAAGUAGUGCUGAGGACGGGGGGAAAAAUGUGGUUGCCAUGCUGUAUCUAAAUCGUGCAGUUGUACUGUAUAAUAUGGGUCUUCUGGUGGAGUGUGUACGAGAUUGCAAUCGGGCUCUUGCCAUUUCUCCAAGUUAUGUGAAGGCGUGGUAUAGGAGAGCUAAAGCAAAUGCUUCCUUGGAAAACUAUGGAGCUGCAGUACGUGACCUGCAUGUCGCUAUGAUCAUGGAACAGUCUUUGGAUGAAAAGAGGAAGAUAGAAAAUGAGCUAAAGUCUCUCUCACGGCAGCAAAAGGAUACAAGAAGUUCACUGGAUAGACCUGAUGAGAACAAGUCUUCUGGGACAGAUGAGCCACACCAAAUAAAAAUUGAGUGUGUCUCAGUCACACCAAAUAAGGGAAAAGGCAUGGCUGCUGUGUCUGAGAUUCCAAAAGCUUCUUUAAUUCAUACCGAAGAACCCUAUGCUGCGAUCAUAUUAAAGGAAUAUCGGGAAACACAUUGUCAUUUCUGCUUCAAUGAACUACCAGCAGAUAUGGUUCCAUGUUCAUAUUGUGGGGGACCAUUAUAUUGCUCUCAGCAAUGUCAAAUACAAGCUGGAGGACAGGCAACAGGGAUUAACUCAAACAGUUACGCUAUUGAUGAGACUUUGUCAGAUGAGCUUAAAAAGCACAUUGCGGAUAUAACCUUACCCAAUGCUUCUGCUUCAGACAUCCAUCAUUUUUUUGAACAUAGACACGAGUGUCAUGGUGUACAUUGGCCUGCAGUAUUCCCACCUGACGUAGUUCUAGCUGGUAGAAUUUUAGUGAAGUCCACAGAGAAAAAAGGACAUCAUAGCAAUGUUUCUAAGCUUAUUGGAACUGUGGGUCUUUCUCACAAUUAUGAGGAGUUGUCUCUAGAAAGAAAACUGGAGUUUCAUAUUUAUUCUGUCGCGAUGAUAUACUGUCUUCAGAACUCUUAUUGGUCUGAAUUUCCGAACAAUGGGGAGAUUGUUGCAAAGUUUGUCACUCUACUGUCCAUGAUUAGCACGAAUUCUAUGGCAAUUGUUCGUAUGACAUCUCCAGAUUCUGUGGAACAGGUAAAGGUAGGUCAAGCUAUUUAUUCAGCUGGUAGUUUGUUUAACCAUUCUUGCCAGCCAAACAUCCAUGCAUAUUUCCUGUCUCGUACUCUAUAUGUGCGAUCCACAGAAUUCGUUGCAGCAGGGUGCCCACUGGAGAUGUCCUAUGGUCCACAGGUUGGGGAGUCGCUAUGGGUAAGCCGCAUCGAAUUUCUGAAAGACAAAUACGCGUUUGUAUGUCGGUGCAGAGGUUGUGCAGAGAUAAACUUGCCUGACCUUGUGCUGAGUGCUUUUCGGUGUAUCAAACCGAAUUGCUUCGGUGUAGUCUUAGCUAAAGGCACAGCCUUUUAUACGAAGUACAUAAUUGAGAACCCUCCAAUGUUCGGUUCAGAACCUGAUAUGCAGGUUGACAAGCCAAAAGAUGAAGAGAUACAUAAAGUGGCUGGCCAUGUUUUUGAACUGACCGGAUGCAGUGAUCAAAUUAAACCUGGAUCUUGUUUGAGAUGUGGUUCUGGCCGUGAUUUGGACGCUUCAUAUGCAACAAUCGAGGAAACUGGGCCCUGUUCGAAAAGGUUGGAGUAUGAGGUAUUCCAUAAAGAACUUGAAACUGAUACUCUCUCAGAUGCUUUGAGAGCUCUUGAUGUCCUGCGAUCAACAUUGCAUCCGUACAACAAAGCAAUAGCACAGUUGGAGGACACUAUUGCACAUGCAUUUUCUAUGUUUGGAGAAUUUGAUCUAGCACUGGAACAUUGCAAGGCAUCAAUUGAGAUUCUUGAAAAGCUCUAUGGUCCUGACCACAUUGCUAUUGGACAUGAGUUGUUAAAACUUGCAUCAAUUCAGCUAGCCAUGGGUGAUCCAAGUGCUGUGGAAAUCUUAGAUCGGGCAGAGGCAAUAUUUUUGCUGUAUUACGGAUGUCAUGCGGAUACCAUUUUCCCACAUCUACAAUGCCAUAAGAUACAAGCUCGCGAACUUGUUCAGUGAAGGUCCAUAUUCUUGCGGCAGUGGUAUACUAGUCUUUUUGCCUUAAAUCAAUGCCCAAAAACUUAUGUAUAGAAGCUCGCGAACAUUCAGCUGAAGUUGUUUCUCUCCACCUAUGUUAUGGUAGAGAUGGAGUAUUUCUGGUGUACCUGCUUGUAGUGAAGUGGCAGUUUUUUGACCAAGGUUUAGCAGGUGGGUAAGGUCUAGUUGUGGAAACUGAGUAGUAUUAACUAGAUUAGUCUUUUGGGUAAGGUCUAUUCCUGGCUUUGUAGGCCUUGUUUGGUUGACUAAAACUUGGAACGAAUGUAAAUAUAAUCUUAGGGGCUGUUCCUUUGCUCGGCGUUGAUGA